This is a messenger RNA of Cetraspora pellucida, 503 nucleotides long. Lineage: Eukaryota; Fungi; Glomeromycota; Glomeromycetes; Diversisporales; Gigasporaceae. The record is from the annotation of a GenBank genome assembly.
AUGGCAGAUGUAGAGCAAAGAGAAAUGUCAUUGUUUGAAUGCUCGGAACAAUUAGAAGCAUCCGUGGAAAGAGUAAAAAAAUUCGAUUACUCGCAAUUUAGUGACGUGACACUUAUCGGGAGUGGAAAAUUUACAAUUAUAUUUUCAGCUACCUUUGAAGAUAAAAAGUAUGCAUUAAAAAGCCUAAAUAAUAACUUAAAAAUUGAUGUUAAACCGAUAAGGCUAAUUAAACGUGAGAUUGAAAUUCUUUAUGACAUUGAACACGAAAAUAUCAUCAAAUUUUAUGGAAUUUCAAAAGAUUCACUAUCACGCAGUUUUAUGUUAGUAUUUCAACUAGCAGAUGGUGGAACUCUCCGAGAACAUUUAGAGAAAAAGCUGCAUGAAAAUAUUUACAAAAUUUCAUGGUGCGAACUUAUUCAAAUUGCAAAUGGAAUUGCUAAUGGAAAUGAGUUUUCUAUAAGUGAAAACGAAGAGCAUGCCAGAAACAUAGUGGAACUAAUGUU